Bombyx mori (domestic silkworm) is the source of this 1065-nucleotide messenger RNA. RefSeq names its product protein SCO1 homolog, mitochondrial (gene Scox). Gene Ontology annotation, molecular function: copper chaperone activity; copper ion binding. Gene Ontology annotation, biological process: intracellular copper ion homeostasis; mitochondrial respiratory chain complex IV assembly. The record is from RefSeq and is a predicted model, not a curated record. Bases 227 to 982 code for a protein of 251 amino acids. The transcript is spliced from 5 exons. Lineage: Eukaryota; Metazoa; Arthropoda; Insecta; Lepidoptera; Bombycidae. Gene Ontology annotation, cellular component: mitochondrial inner membrane.
AGCCGCCAUGUUUUGUGGCCAGAUGUCGUCACAGCGGCACGAAAUUUUAGUUGACGUUUCAUUUCCAUAGGUUUCCUACUUCAUUGCAAUCACCUACUGGCUGUUACUAUUGAAUACAUGCGAGGAUUUUUAUGAAAAUUAUGAAAUUAUCGGUGAUAAACCGGGUCUGAUAAAACUCAUUAAGCUCUUACUAUCCAAGGUAACAUAAAACUGUUAAAAUAAUAAAAUGAAUUCCAUGCUACGGAAUCGAGUUAGUUUUGUAUUUCGUGCAUUAAGUACAACUCCCGUGCGACAAUGUGCUGUUCCUCCUAAAAGAACUCCGAAAACGCUUAUGCCGAUAACAUGGAAGUCAAUGGCAGCAACCGUUGUAGUUGGAGGAGGCUUGACGGCUUUUAUGAUGUAUGUCAAAAAAGAAAAACAGGAGGCGCUUGACCGAGAAAGAAAAAAACAACUUGGAAAAGCAAAAAUAGGUGGCAGUUUUGAGCUAGUAAAUUCGGAGGGCAAAUUAGUUAAAAGCGCUGACUUCUUAGGAAAAUGGAUGUUAAUCUAUUUUGGCUUCACUCACUGCCCAGAUAUUUGUCCAGAUGAGUUGGAAAAGUUAGCCGAAGUUGUGGAUUUACAUGACAAAACUCCAUCAUCACCACCUUUGCAACCAGUCUUCAUAUCAGUAGACCCUCAGAGGGACACACCAGAAUUAGUUGGCAAGUACUGUAAGGAGUUUACACCAAGACUGCUAGGUUUAACUGGAACAAAGGAACAAGUCCAGCAAGCUUGCAAGUCUUAUAGAGUGUACUUCAGUGCCGGGCCACAAGAUGUUGACAAUGAUUAUAUUGUUGACCACACCAUUAUAGUUUAUUUAGUUAAUCCAGAUGGUGAAUUUGUCGAUUAUUAUGGACAGAAUAGGAAUGCCAAAGAAAUUUAUGAAUCAAUGUUAGUGAACAUUAAGAAAUAUGAAGCUGCAAAGAAAUCAACAUGGUUUUAAAGCAUUUAAAUGUGCUAGUUUAUAGAUUAUAGUUUUAAUUUACAGUAUUCUGUUAAGUUCUAAUAAAAAUGUGAUUUAUUCUU